This is a messenger RNA of Pelobates cultripes (western spadefoot toad), 468 nucleotides long. NCBI's taxonomy places the organism in Eukaryota, Metazoa, Chordata, Amphibia, Anura, Pelobatidae. The record is from the annotation of a GenBank genome assembly.
AUGUCCAAGAAGGAUGUGGCGUGUUUCUGGAUCGUACUGAUCCUGUGCCAAGAGCUACGGACCGACCCGAUCGCAGAGAUGGGACCAUCCUCUGGCAUCCUGAUUCAAGAGACACCAGGGUUCAUCUUGACAGAGAAGAGGAUCCUGACCCGACGUGUGUUCGUCAGCUUGGACCCCAAGAUUUCCAUCGAGAAGGCAUACAACAUUUCAUCGAUGCAGCUUCCUGAGUUACAGACUUGGUACCAGAUGCAUCUCCAAAGAGCACAGGACCGUGUGCGAAACAUCUUGGAGCAAGCCCGGAAACCAUUUGUAUCCAGUUCUAUUCCGAUGAGCAACCGACCCAAAAGGUUCCUCACCGCUAUAAUUGUUGCAUUAGUUUGUAGUUGUCGCAACUGGAAUGUCUGCAGCCAACUCUAUUACUGUCCAAAAGCUGGAUAUGGAAAUCUAUGCGCUAAAGCAACACAUUAA